Molecule: messenger RNA, 2453 nt
Organism: Exophiala xenobiotica
Lineage: Eukaryota; Fungi; Ascomycota; Eurotiomycetes; Chaetothyriales; Herpotrichiellaceae
Exons: 2
Coding region: 320-2257 (645 amino acids)
Biological process (GO): fatty acid biosynthetic process; acyl-CoA metabolic process
Molecular function (GO): fatty-acyl-CoA synthase activity; fatty acid ligase activity
Source: RefSeq, a predicted model, not a curated record
AAACGAAAGCGUCGCUGACUGUGUUGGGUUUCCGAGCUCCUAUCGCCCGUUCCUACCAUCAAUACCCCGAGGUCCAACCCCAUAUUCACGGACCCCGCAGAGUACAUACUACCUAGGUGCAUACAAGACUUCUUCGUCUCGUCGAGUACUUCCAUACUUUCAACCAACCAAGCUCUUGAUAUCUAGUACCUUCGGUAGGUAGGUACCUUCAAGGAACUACUGUAUGCCCAAUAUUUACGGAGUAUACGGGGUAUAUAUAUCAGACCGAUGAACGGAUGACCGACCUUGUCUUACUCUACCUAUUGAGCCAAUUCUCGCCAUGACCUCCUCAUCGUCUCCAUCUAUCUCGGUCGCCGUCUCCCCCCUCCGCCGACCACCUUCAUUCAACUUCGCCAGCGACGUCGUCGACCACUGGGCCCGCCAUGACCCGUCCCAAAUCGCAUUAUACUGGACCGACCAAUCCUUGAGGGCGACCCGGAAAUUGACCUAUGCUCACUUCUCGCGGCAAUCGCACCGCGUCGCCACACUUUUGUGCACAACCCUAAACAUCAAGCAAGGCGAGACGGUCAUUCUGAUCGCGCCCCGGAUCCCGGAGUGGUGGGAAAUCGCCACAGCGUGCCUCAGGUCGGGACUGGUGCUGUGUCCGUGCACGACGCUGCUCGUGGCCAAGGAUAUCGAGUAUCGCUUGCAGAUCAGCCAUGCCGCCGUCUUUAUUGGGGAUGAGAUUGCGGUAGAGAAAUGUCAAAGUGUGCGGGCGCGAUGUCCGCAACUGCGCUGUGUGAUUCAGAUCGGUGGCAGCAGCGGCGGCGGAUCAACCUCGACCACGACCACUAGUACUGCCGGCGAUGGUACUGGGGUUGGUGUUGCCAGGGAUGCCGUUGUCCACUUCCACGACGCCUUGUCCAGAAUUCCCGACGACGCCCACUUUACGGUUCCUGCCUCACUGACGCCGACAUCACCGGCCCUCACAUUCUUCACGUCCGGCACGACGGGUCCGCCCAAGAUGGUCCUGCACACGCAGAUCUCGUACCCUCUCGCGCACGCGCUGACGGGGAUGCACUGGCUCCGAUUGACGUCCCAAAAUGUGUAUUGGAACCUGUCGGAACAGGGCUGGGCCAAAGCGGCGUGGGCGCUGUUCGCGGCCUGGAACUGUGGGGCGAGCUUGUUCGUGCACGACGACAGAUUGCCCUUUGCGCCGCGCCGGACGAUUGAGGUGCUGAAUAGGUUUCCGAUCACGACGCUGUGCGCGCCGCCGACCGUGUACAGACAGCUCGUCAUGGAGGAGAAUCGACGGAUUUUUGCGAACCAAAGGCCCCGCGCGCUCACGCAUUGUUGCGGCGCGGGCGAGCCGUUGAACCGGAGCGUCAUUGAGAUUUGGAAACGCAUGACCACGACCACCCGCGGGAAGACCCAGGGUAUGGGUAUAGAGAUCUGGGAUGCGUACGGGCAGACCGAAACGAUUGUCGUGUGUGCGAAUCAGGCGGCGCACCCUGUCAGACCGGGGAGUAUGGGUAAACCGAUCCCCGGUGUGCCGUUGGUCGUGCUUGAUGCGGAUGGGAAUGUGGCGGGGGAUGGCGAGGAGGGUGAUAUUGCGAUUGAAAUGAACAUGAACACCGCGGGAGGAGGAGGUGGAGAUGGACGAGCCGAUGGAAAGGCAGAUACUGGAAAGAGACAGGAAUUGGACUUCUUCGGUAUGUUCGAAGGAUAUAUCGACAAGACAAGCGGCAAAAUCGAUAACAAGAUCACCACGUUCGGCAACGGUAAGAGGUUUUACAUCACCGGCGACCGCGCGACGAGAGAUGAAGACGGGUAUUUCUGGUUCGUCGGUCGGAGCGACGACGUGAUCAAUUCCAGCGGGUACAGGAUAGGUCCCUUCGAAGUCGAAUCAACUCUUAAAAUGCACCCCGCAGUUGUCGAGUCGGCCGUCGUCGCAUCGCCGGACGCCCAGCGCGACGAAGUGGUCAAGGCCUUUAUCGUGCUGACCGAGUCGGCGGCGGCGCAGCUCGUCAAGAACGAGGAUCCGACAACACGAAAGCCACAGGUCCCGAAGGACGGAAAAACAGAACGAGGAGAGGCCUUGGUCGAAGAAUUGCAGGACUUUUGUAAGCGCAACGCCGCGCCUUACAAGUAUCCGCGGAAAAUCGAGUUUGUCGAGGCAAGUUUCCUGCCCAAGACAAUCAGUGGGAAAAUCAAGCGGGCUGAGUUGAAGGCUUUGGAGAGGAGGAGAUAUAAAGAGGCAUCGGGGCCGAAGUUGUAGAGUAUGAUACCUCCCCCGUACUUACGUGCCUCCGUUCUUCCGUGCACCAGACAGUUCAGUGAGUGAGUCAAGUUGCUGGCUUCGGGAUGUACUGUAAGGUACAGAGGUCACUAAAUGUAUAGAGUUCUGUGUAGGUAAGUUAGUGAGGGUGGGUGGAGGGUGGUUCGAAGGGUGGACGAAGAUGACAUAAUCCUUA